Molecule: messenger RNA, 1146 nt
Organism: Eucalyptus grandis
Lineage: Eukaryota; Viridiplantae; Streptophyta; Magnoliopsida; Myrtales; Myrtaceae
Product: epoxide hydrolase A
Exons: 5
Coding region: 60-998 (312 amino acids)
Molecular function (GO): hydrolase activity
Source: RefSeq, a predicted model, not a curated record
AGCUGAAACUGUAAAACUCCAACUGUCUCUCUGUCUCUGUCUCUGUCUCUCUCUGUGAAAUGGAACAGUUUCAACACAAAUUCAUUGAAGUCCAAGGCCUCAAGCUCCACGUUGCCGAGAUCGGGUCUGGUCCCAAUGUAGUCAUGUUCUUGCACGGAUUUCCGGAGAUAUGGUACUCAUGGCGGCACCAGAUGGUGGCCAUGGCGAGAGCGGGGUUUCGCGUGCUAGCGCCUGAUUUCAGAGGCUACGGGUUGUCUGAUCCACCGCCUGAACUUGAAAAGGCCUCCUUCGGUGACCUUAUUAAGGAUCUUGGUGCAUUGCUUGAUGCCCUAGGCAUUGAUAAGGUGUUUCUUGUAGCUAAAGACUUCGGAGUUUUUCCUGCUUACAUGUUUUCCCUCCUCCACCAAGAGAGGGUCCAAGGAGUAGUGACCCUAGGAUUUCCACACCGCUCUCCUAGUCAUCCCAUCAAAUAUCAUGAGCAUCUCCCUGAAGGCUUUUACAUUUCAAGAUGGCGGGAACCUGGACGGGCAGAGGCUGAUUUUGGGUGCCUUGAUGCUAAAACAGUUGUACGCAAUAUUUACAUACUCUUUUCAAGAAGUGAAAUACCAAUAGCUGCAGAGAACCAGGAGAUUAUGGAUAUAGUCGAUCCAUCUACCCCUCUUCCCUCUUGGUUUACAGAAUUAGAUCUUGAAGAAUACAGUUCUCUGUACCAGAAAUCAGGGGUUCGCACUGCAUUGCAAAUUCCGUACAGGUCGUCUAAGGAGGACCUGGGAAUAACUGAUUUUAUCAUUAAAGUUCCAUCACUGUUGGUCAUGGGAGGGAAGGAUUAUGUGCUCAAAUUUCCAGGCAUUGAAGAGUACAUCAGGAGCGAAAAGGUCAAAGAAUUUGUUCCCCAGCUAGAGAUUGUAUUUUCACCAGAGGGAACACAUUUUAUCCAGGAGCAAUCCCCCAAUGAGGUGAAUCAGCUGAUUCUUGAUUUUCUUAAGAAGCACAUUUGAUAAACACUAGCUGAAGGCUAGCAGUGGUCAACAUUUGCCAUUAAAGAGAUGUUUAAGAAUCGAAUUGUGUAUAAUGUGUAUGUCCCUCAAGAGGUCCUUUGUAAGAAAAAAAUACUUCUCAAUAAUCAUGUACCACAUUGCCAUUCGC